Molecule: messenger RNA, 1593 nt
Organism: Pteropus alecto (black flying fox)
Lineage: Eukaryota; Metazoa; Chordata; Mammalia; Chiroptera; Pteropodidae
Gene: COMMD10
Product: COMM domain containing 10
Exons: 8
Coding region: 152-931 (259 amino acids)
Source: RefSeq, a predicted model, not a curated record
CGUGGCGCUGACGCGGGGCCCGGCUCGGCAGAGUGGGCGCGGGGCUCCCGGAGUCGCAGUGCGGACCCCGCUGGGGUGCACGGGACUGUGGGCGCCUCCACCUCCACUGUGCUUCACCUGCGUGGGGUCACAGUGCGCCUGGCAGCUGAGCAUGAAAAAAGCAGUGUCGCUGAUAAAUGCAAUAGAUAUAGGAAGAUUUCCACGAUUGCUCACCCGGAUUCUUCAAAAACUUCACCUGAAGGCUGAGAAUAGUUUCAGUGAAGAAGAGGAAGAAAAACUUCAAGCUGCAUUUUCUCUAGAGAAACAAGAUCUUCAUCUAGUUCUUGAAACAAUAUCAUUCAUUUUAGAACAGGCAGUAUAUCACAACGUGAAGCCAGCAGCUUUGCAGCAGCAGUUAGAGAACGUUCAUCUUAGACAAGACAAAGCAGAAGCAUUUGUCAGUGCUUGGUCUUCUCUGGGUCAAGAAACAGUUGAAAAAUUCAGGCAGAGGAUUCUUGCUCCCCAUAAGCUAGAGACAGUUGGAUGGCAGCUUAACCUUCAGAUGGCUCACUCUGCUCAAGCAAAACUAAAAUCUCCUCAAGCUGUGUUACAGCUAGAAGUGAGCAAUGAAGAUUCAAAGAACCACAAUCCACCUGAAAGUAGGAGACCUCAUGAGCAAAAACAGGCAGCAAAGUGUGAGACGUGUGGGAGAAAAGUCUGGAGAAAGUUCUUAUGGAAUUCAAUCACAAGGAGUUGUUUGAUUUCUAUAACAAGAGACCAUACAAGCACAGCUGGAUUCCCUUACAUGAUGUUCCUGAAGACUGGUUUCUCCAUCACACUCCUGCCACCUCAUUAUUUUGCUUUGAAGAUAGACUGCCAGGUUGUGUUUUCUGAAGGAUUCAGUAGUUUUCUUCUUGUAAAUUAUACGGUUUAUCACUUCUUAGACAAAUAACAGCCAAGGGAAAUCAUUGUUCUGAGAACUGAGGUUCUAAUAUACAUUCUCUAGUUCUGGGAGCCAACAGCCAGCAAUUGUUAAGAACACUUUUGCUUUAAAGGAAACAAAAGUGAAUACCGUAUUGUUUUUACUGUCCUAUUUUUGCUUUCUUGCCUAACUAGUUUAUUUUUCACCCAUGUGACUCUGUAUAUAUCAAGGAGGGUCCAUGGAUACAAGGUAUAAUGUAUACCUUAGAAUACAGAACUCUAGUAAGUACAUUAAUAAAAUUAAGAAAGCAGUCAGAUGCAGUCAAAUACAUUACAGUAUUUUUCUUUGAAUAUAAUGAGGAUAUUUUGCUUUGGAAAUAAUAUAGGAAAGAAAUUUAAAAUAAAGCUAAUAGUAGUAUAUCAGGUAAUUCCAGUGUGAGCUUCUCUUUAUUUUUAUCUCUGCUUAAUGCUUUAAUAACAAUUCUGGUUUUUGUAUGCCUUUCUUUGUACUGCAGAUUAAUAAUGGUUCAGUUCAUACUGUGGGAGACAGAUUUAGAUUAUGAAUAAAAAGAAUUGUAAUGUGUGCUAAAUGGAUAUCCUUAAAAUUUCAAAACACAUACCUUUUACAUUCUCUUUCUGUAAAUAUGUUAAUUCACUUAAGUCAAUAAAAUUUUUAUGUCUAGUUGAACUCAA